This is a messenger RNA of Penicillium salamii, 1038 nucleotides long. Lineage: Eukaryota; Fungi; Ascomycota; Eurotiomycetes; Eurotiales; Aspergillaceae. The record is from the annotation of a GenBank genome assembly.
AUGGCGAUGGCGUCAAUGGAUGCACUGGGAGCCUUUACCCACAUGAAAGACAACCUGCCCACAUGGAUUGUUCGCGCCUCCGAACUCGCCACUCACACCCACAAGAAGCACGACGAAUACUCCGAAGCAUACAGACGCCAUGCAAACUCCAAGCCCCGCCGGCGGAAAAACAGCUCCGUUUGUUCCAUUCACACCGACGACCUAGUCCCGAUCGCACAACGUAAAGGUCCCAGCCCCGAACCCACCGCGGAGACAGCGCACGCGCCCGACCAAGGUCAACGCUCGAGUCGCAAGCGCAGCACAGACGAGGCCGAGGCCAGUACGAAUGAAGAAUACGCGUUCGUGAGCACAAGGCAUAAUGUCAUUAUCGAUUACGACGGCCACACGCAGAAGUCGCUCGAGGCUAUUGUACGGGACAUUGGAGUGGCGAGGAAUAACCUCCGACGCGCGAAGAUGGCCAUGUUGCCACGAACAGGCUUGCGGGCCGGUCUGUUGAGCAAAGGCGUCGGUAUGAACAUGAACAUGCCGGGUGGAACGACAACGCCACUCUCCUGUGUCCGUAGUACCCGCACCACAUCCGGAGUUGUCGGCAUCUCCGGAACGAGCGCAAUGCGCACAGACUCCCCUUUCGAUUUUGCGGACAAACAACUGGAGCUGGCACAUUCACUUUGCGAGACGGCGGCGUACCAAGUCCUCCGAUCCGGGGACUGUGGCACAGAGCUGGAUGGCGUGGAGGAGAAAUUCAAGAUGCUGCUCGAGGCUGCGAUCAACGAAGUCGACCGUCUCCAGGCAGAAAAGAAGCAGCAGGAAGAACACGAGCAGCAACAACAGAACGGUACUGCUGAUGAAGGACCGCCCAAACCACCACCCACGCCCUCUGCUGCUCGACUCGCCCAGGUUGCUGCCAUUGCCAACAAGCCCACCACCACCACCACCACCACCAACACUACAGGCAUGAUUGAAGUCGAUGACAACUCUUCCUUCUCGGCUGAGUCAAUCGACCUCUCUGCAUUCCGAGCCUCACGGAUCCGGGUAUAG